Drosophila guanche is the source of this 1450-nucleotide messenger RNA. Its product is annotated as mitochondrial tRNA-specific 2-thiouridylase 1. Gene Ontology annotation, cellular component: mitochondrion. Bases 34 to 1200 code for a protein of 388 amino acids. The transcript has 2 exons. Gene Ontology annotation, molecular function: sulfurtransferase activity. The record is from RefSeq and is a predicted model, not a curated record. Gene Ontology annotation, biological process: tRNA wobble position uridine thiolation. Lineage: Eukaryota; Metazoa; Arthropoda; Insecta; Diptera; Drosophilidae.
UUCAUUUAACAUCUCAAAUAUUAUUGAAAACAAAUGCUACGCAACGUUGUUGUGGGCAUGUCGGGGGGCGUGGACAGUGCUGUGAGCGCCCACCUGCUGAAGGAGCGCGGUCACCGCGUGCUGGGCGUCUUCAUGCGCAACUGGGACGAGCACGACGAGGCGGGCCGCUGCAGCGGCGAGCAGGAUCUGAAGGACGCAGAAUGGGCGAGCCAGCGGCUAGGGAUCGAGCUGAGGCAGGUGAAUUACGUGAAGGAGUACUGGACGGCGGUGUUCAGCGCCUUCCUGGACGACUACCAGCAGGGGCUGACGCCCAAUCCGGACAUCCUCUGCAACCGACACAUCAAGUUCGACCUGUUCCAUCGGCAUGCGCUGGAGCGACUCGGCUUCGAUGCCGUGGCCACCGGCCACUAUGCUCGCAACAGUCUGGGCAACUUUCUGGAACAUCGGGCGGGCGGCGGGGAGGCACGUCUGCUCAUACCGGCUGACACCUUCAAGGAUCAGACCUUCUUCUUGGCGGGGAUACAGCGGCAGGCCCUACAGCGCACCAUGUUUCCCCUGGGCGAUCUGGCCAAGAGCCAGGUGAAGCACUUGGCCCGACGAAUCGGCCUCCAGCGCCUGGCCCACAAGCGGGAGAGCACCGGCAUCUGCUUUGUGGGCAAGCGCGACUUCAAGUCCUUCAUCCGCGAGUACAUCGCCUCGAGGAGCGGCCAGUUCGUGGACACAGACACUGGAGCCAUUGUGGGCACCCACGAGGGCAUCCACCAGUGGACCGUGGGACAGCGAUGCCGCCUCGGCUCCUUCCUACAGCCGUACUUCGUGGCCCGCAAGGAAGCCUCCAGCAACACCAUAUAUGUGGCCGCCGGCCACGACCAUCCGGCCCUGCUCAGCACCCGCAUCCACAUCGAGGCCCCCAACUGGCUGUGCGCUCAAUCCGAGGAGAGGCUCGCCUCCACUGGCAACCUGCGCUGCCGGUUCCGCUUCCAGCACACAAAGCCGCUGGUCGACUGCUGCAUCCGCUCCCGCCCCGAUGGCCAAUUCGAGGUGCUGCUGGAUGCUCCUCUGCGCGCCAUCACCCCCGGCCAGUAUGCGGUAUUCUAUGACGAAGUGGCGUGUCUGGGCGCUGGCCGCAUCAUGAGCGCCGAUGCUCUGACCAGCCGCCAAGAGCAGCAAGAGCCAAGAUUCCAGACCAUCACCAGCUGACAAGAGUCUAAAUGGAACCAAAACCCUUGCAUGAACACACACGAAAGCCAACGGCGGCGGGCCCACGAAUGCUCAUAAUGGAAUUAACCAAAAUGGCUUCAGUUGGGACAAGAUUGUUGACAAUUUUUAAGUGUUUGAUUUGUUAACUAUUCCGUAAGAAAAGACCAAAGUGUUUCCACGCCAAAACUCACUUGAAGUUGCUAUAUUCUUCCAUUAAAAUCAAUCAAUACGAUUACGUUACGAACUGCUA